UCAAACAAAUUAAUACAUAAACACACCUUUGACGAGCUCACCGUACACAUUUCAACUUUCUUCUUCUUCAGCUGGCCAAAUUAGGGUUUUCAAUUUCUUCAAGCUUUCAGAUCACAUGAAGGCCUCCAAUCUGGAUCUGUUCGAUCCACAAACAGCUAUCAUGGACUCAUCUGACUACACUCUCGAAGUCGGCCGCGGUGACGGCGACUUCGGUUUCGCAUUCAACGACAGCAAUUUCUCCGAUCGUAUACUUCGAAUCGAGAUCGUUUCUGAAUCUACUGAAGCUAGAAGCGAUGGAGAAGGUUGCGCCAGCCUUGCUGAUUGGGCGAAGAAUCGGAAGCGACGGAGAGAAGAUAUUAAACGAGAAAACGAAUCAUGGUUAACCUUGACUCUAUUCUGGUGGAAGUCCUGUUUUUUAUUGAAUGAGUGUCUUCCACAAGCUGUAGACAUGACUGCUGAAGGUCCAGAGGAACAAAUUCUGAAUCAGCCUGAUAACAUUCCUGAUGAUUUGGACGCUGAAAACCAGGAUGAGGAGAAUGCCGCAAUGAUAGAAGAAGCGCCUUCAGGAGAUGAAGGUGCAAACGACCUUGAUUCAAACUGGAGCAUGGAGUGUUCGACAAUUGUAAAAGUAAAAACUCUACACAUUAGCUCUCCAAUUUUGGCGGCAAAAAGUCCAUUUUUUUACAAGCUCUUCUCCAAUGGUAUGAGGGAAUCAGAGCAACGACAUGUAACAUUGCGGAUCAAUGCAUCUGAGGAAGCUGCACUUAUGGAACUCCUCAACUUUAUGUACAGCAAUACGUUAACAGUGACAACUGCUCUUGAGUUGCUGGAUGUGUUAAUGGCUGCUGAUAAGUUUGAAGUGGCUUCAUGCAUGAGAUAUUGUAGCCGUUCAUUGAGAAAUCUAGAUAUGACACCUGAAUCUGCACUACUUUAUCUUGAUCUUCCAUCUAGUGUUUUAAUGGCGGAAGCCGUUCAACCACUGACUGAUGCAGCAAAACAAUUUCUCGCUGUUCGUUACAAGGAUAUUACCAAGUUUCUAGAUGAGGUUCUAACCUUACCACUUGCUGGAGUGGAAGCAAUUCUAGCAAGUGACGAUCUCCAGGUGGCAUCAGAAGACGCCGUUUAUGAUUUUGUCCUCAAAUGGUCGAGGCUCCAGUACCCUAAAAUAGAAGAACGUCGUGAGAUUCUAGCCACGCGUCUCGCUCAGUUCAUUCGUUUCCCGUAUAUGACAUGCAGAAAGCUUAGAAAAGUCAUGGCCUGCAACGAUUUCGACCACGAUUUCGCACAAAAAGUGGUGGUUGAAGCCCUCUUCUUCAAAGCUGAAGCCCCACACCGACAACGCACCCUUGCCGCCGACGAAAACCCGAACCCAAACCGUCGGUUUAUCGAACGGGCUUACAAGUACCGGCCUGUUAAGGUUGUGGAAUUCGAACAGCCUCGUCAGCAGUGUGUGGUGUACCUAGAUCUGAAACGCGAAGAGUGCGCGAAUUUGUUUCCGGCAGGCCGAGUCUACUCACAGGCUUUUCAUUUAGGUGGUCAAGGGUUUUUCUUAUCGGCUCAUUGUAACAUGGAUCAACAGAGCUCGUUUCAUUGUUUCGGGCUGUUUUUAGGGAUGCAGGAAAAAGGGUCGGUGACUUUUGCGGUUGACUAUGAAUUUGCAGCCCGGUCAAAGCCUACUGAAGAGUAUAUCAGCAAGUAUAAAGGGAAUUAUACGUUUACGGGUGGAAAGGCUGUUGGUUACCGGAACUUGUUUGCAAUACCGUGGACGUCGUUUAUGGCUGAGGACAGUCUUUACUUCAUCAAUGGCAUCCUUCAUCUUCGAGCCGAACUUACUAUUAGGCAUUGAAGAUUUAGUAAUUAAUAUUUCUAACUUAAAAUGUUUCGAUCUGAAACAGGAUCAAAAUCUGUGUGCUAUGUAAAAGAUAAGAGGAAAUGUAAAUUGGUACUCUGGAUCUGAAUAUUUCUGUACCUUAUGUGCAAAUUCGUAUUCUGGCUUAUAAUUUACUAGAAAAUAUUGAAUUUACUGUCAUAUGACAUGACAAUUCAAUUAAACUUCA
Molecule: messenger RNA, 2057 nt
Organism: Helianthus annuus (common sunflower)
Lineage: Eukaryota; Viridiplantae; Streptophyta; Magnoliopsida; Asterales; Asteraceae
Product: BTB/POZ domain-containing protein POB1
Exons: 7
Coding region: 116-1846 (576 amino acids)
Biological process (GO): response to red light
Cellular component (GO): nucleus
Molecular function (GO): protein binding
Source: RefSeq, a predicted model, not a curated record